GACUGCUAGCGGCAGCAACCGAAAUAAAAACAGAAGAUUUCAUCAGUUCUCUCUAUCUUAAAUGGAAAAAAUCGGAUAACAAUUAUAACGUCUUUCCAAGCAAAACAAUUGCUGAACGACUGGCCGCCGUUUCCCCCUCUUUACGUUUCCCUGACGUCUGUCUACCUUGAAAGCAUGGAUGAUGAUGCUGAGGGCCCUGGGGCCCUAUGUGACCUCUGUCUGGCUCAGGUGUGCCACAACCUGGACGCUCUGUGCAGCAAGCGAGCAGACGGCUCUAUGUGUCUCAGCUGGGCCCCACUUUUUCCACAAGAAAUGGCUGACCAGUUACUACAUAAGAUGGCCACUAAAGGCAUACUGAAUGAUGAAACUGUUGGCAUUUUCCGAAACUCCAAAGAGCUGCGCCUGCGCCGGGCCUCCAUCCGCUCCUGCCCAGUGUCUGCGGAAGCUUUUCGCCUGGCCCUCUGCCCCCACCGACUACAGGAACUAGAUGCCUCAUGGGUCUCUGGAGGCCUCACUGGAGCUAGCAUCAUCUCAGGCCUUGCCUCAAACCUGGAGUGCAGAUCUAGCCUGCAGAGACUGUCCCUCAAUGGGCUACAUCUGGACUGGGACUCUCUUGGUGAGGGUGAUGGAAGGGAGCAUGUUGGUUUCAGUUCCCUGCGUUGCUUGAGGACACUCAGCCUUGCCAACACAGACCUGACUGAUGCUGCCCUUGAGGAUAUCUGCUCUCUCCCCCAUUUGGAGAGUCUGGACAUAUCCUGUAGUGUGGUAACAAAGCUUACCGCUCUCCUUGAUUGUAGGAACACCCUGAAAUCUUUGAUCGCUCACCAGCUGAGGCAGCUGGACAUGUCGCCUGCCAGGUUGCUGUCUGUCCUCAGUCAGCUUCACGCUCUCAGGCAUCUGGACUUUUCAGAUGAUCAUUUUACCAUGGAUGACAGCGACGGGAGGGAGGGGGAUGAAACAGUGAGGCAGCUUCUGGAGGGGAGUCCCCAGGUCCUGCCAUCCCUUGUCUCUCUGGAUAUCUCUGGACGUAAAAGAGUCACAGAAGCAGCAGUCAGAGCAUUUGUGGAGGCUAGGAGUGGAUUGGUCUUCUUAGGCCUGUUAGCCACCGGGGCUAGCUCCUGUGACGUCCUGUCCUCACAGAAGAACCUCAAAGUAACCGGAGAGGCUAAUGAGAACCAGGUGUGUGAGGCCCUGAGACGCUACAGAGACCGUGAGUGUUUCAUACGAGAGGCCCUAGUCCAUCUCUACAAUCUAAUCACUGACAUCGACAAACCACGAGAAGAUCUACUAAAGUUGGUGCUGAGUGGGAUGCAGAGCCACCCCACCUCCCUGCAUAUCCACUUGGUGGCGACAGCGUGUGUGUUCAACCUGACCACUCAGGACCUGGCUGAGGCCAUGCCUGUCAGCCUGAUCAGCAGCACUGCCACCCAGCUGCUGCACUCCAUGAAGACCUUUCCUCAUCACCAACAGUUGCAGAAGAACUGUCUGCUUGCAUUCUGCAGUGAAUACAUCCUCCAGGAUGUCCCUUUUGACAAGUAUUUAGCAGCCACGCUGGUGAUUAACUGGCUAAGCAACCACGAGGACCCGACCCUCCAGAGGAUGGCUGUGGCUGUCAUCUCCAUUCUGGUGGCCAAGCUGUCCACUGAAGAGACUGCUCAGCUUGCAAAGGACAUCUCUAUUAUGAAGCAGCUGCUGGCAAUCGUGCAGCAGAAAGCCAUGGUUGGAGUGGUGGACUCCACUCUGAAGUUCGCCCUGAGUGCUCUCUGGAACCUGACGGAUGAGAUGCCCACUGCUGCUCGCAAUUUCAUUGAGUGCCAGGGCCUGGAGCUGUACGAGGAGGUUCUGGAGUCCUACUACACUGAGCCUUCAAUUCAGCAGAAAGUGCUUGGCCUCCUGAAUAACAUUGCAGAAGUGGAGGAGUUACAGUCUGACCUGAUGGAGGAGGAUCUGCUGGAGCACAUCCUCAGCCUGCUGCAGGACUCUCAGAUGGAGGUGGGGGUCCGCUAUUUUGCAGGGGGAAUCCUGGCACACCUCGCCUCCAGAGUUGAGGCCUGGAGCCUGGACGAAGAACUCCGCAGUGCCGUACUGGACCAGCUGCAUGCAUCCAUAAUGACGUGGACCCAGCUGGAGAGGGAGAUGGUCUCUUACAGGUCAUUCAGUCCAUUUUUCAGAUUGCUGCAGACCGGUCAGCCCUCAGGAGUGCAGCUGUGGGCAGUCUGGGCCAUACAUCUGGUCUGCAGUCAAAACACUUCACAUUACAGCAGCAUGCUGGAGCAGGAGGGCGUGACUGAACUCCUGAAGGCUUUGGCUGCACAUCCUGACACACACAUGGACAUUAAAGGGCUUUCAAACGGAAUCCUACGAAUGGUAGAGGAACACUUGAGUCACCAGGGGCCCUUAGACCCUGAGAUGGGUCCUAGAAACUCUGGACAAACAAGAUAGAUUUGUUGUCUUUGAGCUUUGCUUUAAAACAUGCUUGACACAGGGCUGCAGAUGUAAAAUUACAGACAGUUUAUGUUUAUCCUCUUGGAUUUUAAGGUGGAUAAAUAAGUAAUUUACUGUGUAUUUUAUACAAUAGUACUCUUGUUAUGAAAAUAAAUGUAUGCUGUUAUUUUA
Messenger RNA from Cheilinus undulatus (humphead wrasse), 2616 nucleotides. RefSeq names its product protein zyg-11 homolog. NCBI's taxonomy places the organism in Eukaryota, Metazoa, Chordata, Actinopteri, Labriformes, Labridae. The transcript is spliced from 14 exons. The record is from RefSeq and is a predicted model, not a curated record. Gene Ontology annotation, cellular component: Cul2-RING ubiquitin ligase complex. Bases 175 to 2442 code for a protein of 755 amino acids.